AUGGCUCCUCCCCUAGUUACAUUGCUUUCGGCAGAACCUGAGAUACAAUAUAUGUUGCACUUCGUGGCAUUAACCUCAUUGUCCAAAACAGACUACUUAUUAUUGCCCAUGAAAUCAAGGCUGUACCUGUACGCCUGUGAAGAUGCAGAAGUUGGAGACCAUGAUAAAACUUGCUUCGGACAGAAACAUAGAGAUCAGCUUCUUCUGGAGUUCAAAGACUAUGCCACGGAAGUAGAUGUUGAUUUUGUUCGCCAAGGCUGUUCGUACGAGUCCAUAAUUGCAACACUAUGCGAGAGUGUAGACACAUUGGAUGAACCAGAAGCUAAGGCAUUUAUGAUUUGGAUCAUUGGUGAUAUGCAAAAGGAGUCAACACUCGACUUUCUUGCCGCUUCAAACAUGUUCUUCACGGAAGCCAAGAAGUGCUCGGUUGGUCAACCCGGUGUCAAUAUGUGCAGUCAAGACUCCAACCCCUGA
This is a messenger RNA of Brassica oleracea var. oleracea, 474 nucleotides long. Its product is annotated as beta-adaptin-like protein C. The transcript has 5 exons. The coding region runs from base 1 to 474 and encodes 157 amino acids. NCBI's taxonomy places the organism in Eukaryota, Viridiplantae, Streptophyta, Magnoliopsida, Brassicales, Brassicaceae. Gene Ontology annotation, biological process: vesicle-mediated transport. The record is from RefSeq and is a predicted model, not a curated record.